GUUGAUGGUUGUAAAGCCAGGGCACACAGCUAGUGCUGUGUAAGCAUUUGCUCCAAAAUUCAUAGUUUGCUUCCUUCUGCCCUUAAGAGGUCCUUCAGGAGAAAUGCUAAAAAUGACAAACCCUAAGAGAGACAAGCUAUUUCCAGACACUGCUUUAUAAAGGGAAUGGGUCUCUAUAACACCAAUUGUCCUAAGAGGUAUUUGCUUCCUGGAAGACAGAGAGUCAGAAUGUGUUAACAAUGGUGGAGACUCCGCAAAUGACUGGCCAGAUACGAGCUAUUUGAGGGGCAUGGCCCACUCCCCUGUGGCUCCUUGAACCCUUCCAUGGAGCCGGACCCAGACCCGAGAGGGCUGGUGGUUUCUCUGGCAGAGGGCAGGGGCGUGCCAAGGGGAGGAGGAGGGAAGGAGCUCCCGGGAUCCCCCACGCCCCUCCCCCACUAGCCCAGCGAGUAAUGACAUUCACGAAGAGGGGAGGGAGGGAGCGAAGCAGAGGGGCAGGCUCCGCGAGGCCAUGUGAUGCUGGGCGAGAGAGAGAGCCGCCGCUGCGGAGCCUCCUUCUUUCCUCCCUCUGAUUCCGGGCUGUCAUGGCGACCCCCAACAACCUGACCCCCACCAACUGCAGCUGGUGGCCCAUCUCGGCGCUGGAGAGCGAUGCGGCCAAGCCGGUGGAGGCCCCGGACGCGCCCGAGGCAUUCAGCCCCGCCCAUUGGCCCAAGGAGAGCCUGGUUCUGUACCACUGGACCCAGUCCUUCAGCUCACAGAAGGUGCGGCUGGUGAUUGCCGAGAAGGGCCUGGCGUGUGAGGAGCGGGACGUGAGCCUGCCGCAGAGCGAGCACAAGGAGCCCUGGUUCAUGCGGCUCAACCUGGGGGAGGAGGUGCCCGUCGUCAUCCACCGGGACAAUAUCAUCAGCGACUAUGACCAGAUCAUCGACUACGUGGAGCGGACCUUCACAGGAGAGCACGUGGUGGCCCUGAUGCCCGAGGCGGGCAGCGCUCAGCACGCGAGGGUGCUGCAGUACCGGGAGCUGCUGGACGCGUUGCCCAUGGACGCCUACACGCACGGCUGCAUCCUGCACCCCGAGCUCACCACCGACUCUAUGAUCCCCAAGUACGCCACGGCCGAGAUCCGCAGACAUUUAGCCAAUGCCACCACAGACCUCAUGAAGUUGGACCAUGAAGAGGAGCCCCAGCUCUCUGAGCCCUACCUUUCCAAACAGAAGAAGCUCAUGGCCAAGAUCCUGGAGCAUGAUGAUGUGAGCUACCUGAAGAAGAUCCUUGGGGAGCUGGCCAUGGUGUUGGACCAGAUCGAGGCGGAGCUGGAGAAGAGGAAACUGGAGAACGAGGGGCAGAAGUGUGAGCUGUGGCUCUGCGGCUGUGCCUUCACCCUCGCCGACGUCCUCCUGGGAGCCACCCUGCACCGCCUCAAGUUCCUGGGACUGUCCAAGAAGUACUGGGAAGACGGCAGCCGGCCCAACCUGCAGUCCUUCUUUGAGAGGGUCCAGAAGCGCCUGGCCUUCCGGAAAGUCCUCGGCGACAUCCACACCACCCUGCUGUCGGCUGUCAUCCCCAAUGCAUUCCGGCUGGUCAAGCGGAAACCCCCAUCUUUCUUUGGGGCAUCCUUCCUCAUGGGCUCUCUGGGGGGGAUGGGCUACUUUGCCUACUGGUACCUCAAGAAAAAAUACAUCUAGAGCCAGGCCCGGGCUUGGUGCCUGUCGGUGUCUCUGUACUGUGUGACUCCCAGCAAGCUCUCAGUCAGGCACUGUCUCAUGAACACUCGGACAGCCACUCCCCGCCCCGUUUGGAGUAAUUCUAUCGUCAAUGUGAAAACAUUCCAUAGUUUAGAAGUAGACGUUGCCAAUGCUGUGAGUUGAGGCCACGGCUCUACUAAAGGAGAGAAAGAGUGAGUGUGAGAGAGAAAGAGAGAGAGAGAGGGAGAGAGAACAGAAACAAAACACGAAUGCCUUUUCUUUUAAUUCAAGGUCUCAAGAUGGAACUGUGGGGACUGGUUAGGAUCUGAGGUGAGUCCCAGGCUGUUUCGUCCACCAGGGCCCAGAUUCUGGGAGGUGCUUGGGGCUCGGAGGGCCUGACCCCUCGCCUCCCCUUCCCUCUUGCCCAGGGAAUUCUUCCACAGGACAAAGCCAACAUCAACACUGACUUUUCUAAGCGGUGCCUCUGGGUGGGGCUGGAGACCGCAGACCCUGGGGAGGCCCCUGAAGACCUGAAGGGGCUCCACUCUUCUCCUGUACAUGGACGGAGACAGCACUGGCUCCAGCCAAGGCAGUGGCAGCCAACCACCAGGUCACGCCUGGGACCGACCCCAUGAGCACACCUCUUGUUCCCCUCCUGAUUUGGCCAGUGGGUUUGCUUUGACACUUACCAGAAGUCCCUGGAGGCAGCGACCAUCCGUCAUCCUUUUCCCACCUGGGGUUGACAUUUCCCACCACGGGAGGUGGCCUUUCAGCGAGGGCCCUGUUUGACCUUCUUCAGAAGGUCAGUCCUGGCCUGAGUGCAGGGGUGGGUCUGGAGGUGGAUGGACUAGGGUCCGUCUCUCUCUGCCUAUGCCAAAGCCACCUCGUUUAAUGCUCACCUUCCCCAUCUCUUGUGGGGCUCCCCCUGUGUUCCACCACACCACGUGGAGAAGGGGAGGUGCCUGCAUACCUGCUGCCCUCCCUGGUCGUGUCUCACUUUCCUGUGCCUUUUGCAUGUUGGGAGAGGGUCUGGGUGUCACUGCCGCUCAUGCUUAGAAACCACUGAAAGCCCCCAAUAAAGCAUUCAGGAGGA
Molecule: messenger RNA, 2781 nt
Organism: Lutra lutra (Eurasian river otter)
Lineage: Eukaryota; Metazoa; Chordata; Mammalia; Carnivora; Mustelidae
Gene: GDAP1L1
Product: ganglioside induced differentiation associated protein 1 like 1
Exons: 6
Coding region: 585-1688 (367 amino acids)
Source: RefSeq, a predicted model, not a curated record